CACCAUCGAACAUUGGAUUCUCGCAUGGGAAAGUCUGCAUCUCCGUAGUUUCGCUGGCAAGACGCGUGGACGACAUGGAAGAUCUGCUUCUGGACCUGGAGAGUGCUUCGAAGAGACCUGCUAAACAACGGGCAAUCAAGAUCUCUGGCCUGAUAGACAGAGUCUGCUCGAAAGCCUACGACGAUGGCUUUCUAGUCGAAGAACUCCAUCGGGUUGUGGACACCAUCACGCUCGCCAACGAGUUGGACCAAGGUAGUCUGAGCAACUUAAUCCGCAAUCUCUAUCCUGUCAGUAAGGUACCAGACUCUGUAGUCAUUAAAGUCGUCAGCAGUCUGGGUAAUGGGCGGUUCAAGCCAUCCUACAAUACUCAAGCUGGCUUAUUGAAAUGGUUGGUCAUGGUAUACGAUGUCUUAGAGAACCCAAGAAUGUUGUCGCAACUUUAUAGUAUCAUCUUCAAUUUGCUAGAUACUGCUGCCAUCAGACCUCAACUCUGUCACGUGCUCUCCUUGAUUACUCGACGAAAGCAUGUUCGACCUUUCAGGAUACAGCUCCUAAUGGAAUUGGUAAGGCGAGCAGGGAAUGAGCCACCUCUGAUCGGACUCAUGAGAGUAUUCAAAGACUACUAUCCUGAUGUUAUCGUUGGAGAUGCUACUGCAGGGCGGGCGUCUGUUUUCACUCAUCCGAACCCAGAAUGGCGGGCCAGGCUCAGUGAGGUUCAAGAUUUGCAUCUCCAGAGAACACAAGAUGCCUUGCCAAUCGAGCAAAGAACCUUUAGAAUUGCAAAUAAGGGUACGAAUGCUUUGAAGCGUAAGAGGGGCUCAGUCAUACCAUAUGUGUACACGUCCCAUGCCCAAGAGUUUUCGACGACCUUGGAAGAAAUAGAAGACGUUCACGAAUUCGUACAGAAGUUUGAGAAGAUUGACCCACCAAAUCAACUAGUCGCCGUAAUAAGUGAUCCGCUGCUUCAGAAGUUCCUACAUCUCAGAUCUUCUGAGGUGGAUUCGAGUCGGAUUGAUAGCUGGUUACUCGCGUUCUUUGAGGACCAGCUCCAAAACUCGGGUACUGAAAAAGACGGUAUUCUUGAGAUGCUUGACGCAAUCUUGAAAUAUGCUAGGUACACAAAGAACCUGCCCCCUGCUUGCUUGUCAUACUUGCAAUCGAUGAUCUCUUUUUGGAAUGGCAACACGGGUGCCGAUACUAUUCUCGGCCUUCUGACAUAUGUCCCGUUGGCGGAUUUUGAAGAUCUAUACGCUUCAACGUUCAGGCUAUUGGAGGGCGCUAUCCUUUGUGAUGGAACCACCGAAUCCAAACUGAGACUUCUUCGAUUUUAUGGCAGUCUGUUGGAUCAAUGGAUCACAACACUUCUUUCGCAACCCAAGCCGAUUGCUGCAGCGGGCCAAGCCAUCAAAUUACUCAUGGAGCACGUCAGUGACCUCUCUCUAACUAUUAUCCAGUCAUCUAUAGAUACUGGUGCUUUAUGCACGGUCCUGGAGUUCUACGAACGUGCAGCCGCCAGUACAAUGCACUCGAAUCUGAAAUCGGUCGUCCGAAUCAGCUUACCUCCUGCUGAACUCAUUUACACACUUCAUUUCACGAACUCUUUAGCCAUUCAAAGUAAAUUGUGUGCUCUUUUGGCUAUCUACAAGAAGGCUUUCGAGUUUGCUAUGGCCCCUAAAAAUGCUAUGAAGCAGGAAUCAUAUUCAAGCGUCUACGUCAACGGAUUCAAUGGGUUUCUCAUGGAUCUUUGCAAUUGUCUGUGGCGAUCUAAGGCGUUCAAUUAUGCUGAUCCAAAUGCUCGAGGUUGCUUGCUAGACCCGACCGUUAAUGUGGUUUUGAGCAAAUACAUCUCCACUCUUGAUGGAUCAUUGUCUUUACUGACUCUGUUCACCUUCUCAUACUCUCCCCUGCUUUGUCUUCUAGCAAUUUCUCAUAUCAGGGAAUUAGAAGAUGCAUCAGUCGAUGAGAUUGAGCGUCGGCAUGCUGGACCUGUCAGUCAGAUGUCACUCAAGCAAUUGGAAAACCAGGGUGGUAUGAAGUUGUCAUGGCAGGAUUACAGACUGGGCUUCCUACACUAUUUAGAAAGAAGAGGGGUGCUAGGUAUUUCGGAGUUGAUGUACAACACUAUGAAACACUUGAUGCCUAGCAAGGAAGUCAGGUCGUAAAUGUAAAAAAUCCGAAGAAACAUUAGCAAUAUGAGCUG
Molecule: messenger RNA, 2200 nt
Organism: Mollisia scopiformis
Lineage: Eukaryota; Fungi; Ascomycota; Leotiomycetes; Helotiales; Mollisiaceae
Product: Mis6-domain-containing protein
Exons: 8
Coding region: 75-2162 (695 amino acids)
Cellular component (GO): cytosol; kinetochore; nuclear body
Source: RefSeq, a predicted model, not a curated record